UCAUUAUAUAUUUCCUAUAUGUAGCUUUAUCUCGCGCUUAUCCACUUCGUUCCCCGUCCGUAACCCGAAGCCGCAACAAUGGAGUCUGCGUCGCUCACGUCACUCGGCAAUCCAUUCCCGUGCGCCUCCCAGUCUCCAAGAUGCCGGUGUCCAUCGGAGUCCAAGAAGAUCCGGUUGGCAUGCCGCAGGAGGGCUUCCUCUCUGAAGGCAACCUGUGGUCUCUCUAGGCGGAGGGCAGUUUCAGGGAUGGUGGUUCUUGGCGCAGCCGCCUCAUGCAUCGAUCCUCUUGCCGUCCCAUUGCCUGCGCAGGCAGCGGCGAUUCAGGAGCCUGACAUUAUCAGGUACCGGAAGCUGGACAGUGGAGUCAUACUCGAAGAUGUCGUCGAAGGGGAGGGACCUGAAGCACGGGAAGACGAUCUGGUGCAGUUCAACUAUGUCUGCCGCCGCGCAAAUGGUUAUUUCGUGCAUAGCACGGUGGACCAGUUCAGCGGUGAGAGCAAUCCGGUGACGCUUCCACUAGGCGGAGAAGAGAUGAUUCGAGGCCUUAAAGAUGUCCUAAUCGGGAUGAAGGCUGGAGGCAAGAGGAGGGCUCUAAUUCCUCCUGAAGUUGGCUACAUCAGCGAGACCUUGAAGCCCAUACCAGAAGAGUUUGGACCACGGCGGAGUCUGCUGUCUCAUGCCAAGGAGCCACUAGUGUUUGAGGUUCAGUUGCUGAAGGUCCUGUGAUUCUGCAUUUCUGUCAUCGUAUCAUGAUAUCAUCAUCAUUCUUGGUCAAUGCAGACACAGUUCCAAGGGAAUCACAGAGUUCAUUCUGAACUUGAAUUUUCUACCAUGGAAAACGAAACCAGCAAGUUGAAUUAAUGAAAGAGUCAAAUAGCAGCCAUCCCAGCUUUUGUCAAAACAUCAGACCCUCUGGAUAGUUAUGCACUGUAACUUGAGAAGCGUAUUAAAAUUUUUCUGAACUUCCUCACGAACAUUUGCAAACACAUUCGCUAACUGCAAGUCAUCAUGGUUGCAGUGUUGCGCUGUGGAAUUCAAUGACCAGUUUUUUCC
Molecule: messenger RNA, 1053 nt
Organism: Setaria italica (foxtail millet)
Lineage: Eukaryota; Viridiplantae; Streptophyta; Magnoliopsida; Poales; Poaceae
Product: peptidyl-prolyl cis-trans isomerase FKBP16-1, chloroplastic
Exons: 8
Coding region: 79-726 (215 amino acids)
Molecular function (GO): peptidyl-prolyl cis-trans isomerase activity
Source: RefSeq, a predicted model, not a curated record